AAUCGUGCUGCCUGGCGGCUGCUAACGUGCAGAUCCUGCCUCGGCCACCUGGACUUAGUGAAGUGAGUUAUCGCAGUGUGGAGAGUGCUUGAAGUUCGGGUAGAGUUCACGACCAAAGACAGCAAUGUCACUUUUCUCAUCAAACAACGGCCGUCCGCGGUCCCUCAUGGAGGCGCUGCUGGCGAAAAAAAUCGAAGCUGCGUCGCAACAAACUGGCCCGGGAGGAUCGCGACUCAUUCGAACGGAUUCCAUGGAUUCGAGCAGUAGCAUCGGCUCGCUGGGAUCGCUUAUUUUGGGUGACGAUGUUUGCCGCUGUGACGAUUGUCUGCUCGGUAUCGUCGAUCUCUACACCAUCGGUCCGAAGGAGACGGCCAGUAGCAUCAAGAAGCCUUCCGGAUGGCGCAAGCUGCGAAACAUCGUCCAAUGGACACCGUUCUUUCAGACGUACAAGAAGCAGCGCUACCCGUGGGUACAGCUAGCCGGUCAUCAGGGAAACUUCAAAGCCGGCCCGGACCAGGGAACGGUACUGAAGAAGCUGUGCCCCAAAGAGGAAAAGUGCUUUAAGGUUCUGAUGAAGGAUGUCUUGAGGCCCUACGUCCCCGAGUACAAGGGCCAGGUGAACAGCGAAGAUGGAGAAUCAACAUACAUACAGUUGCAGGAUUUACUAAGCGACUUCUAUCAACCUUGUGUCAUGGACUGUAAGAUAGGUGUCAGAACCUACCUUGAAGAAGAACUGUCGAAAGCCAAAGAGAAGCCGAAACUUCGAAAAGAUAUGUAUGAAAAAAUGAUUCAAAUCGAUCAAAACGCCCCUUCCGAAGAGGAACACCGAGCAAAGGGUGUCACGAAGCCACGCUACAUGGUGUGGAGGGAAACCAUUUCCAGUACAUCCACGCUCGGAUUCCGAAUAGAGGGCAUUAAAAAGAGCGACGGAACAAGUUCGAAGGAUUUCAAAACUACAAAAUCACGGGAUCAAAUAUGUGAUGCAUUUCGCGAGUUUACCGAAGGAUUCCCUCAUGCAAUGCCGAAAUAUAUCCAGCGGCUAAAGGCGAUCCGGGCGACACUGGAAUUUUCCGAGUUCUUCAAGAGCCACGAGGUGAUAGGCAGCUCGCUGCUGUUCGUACACGACCGGCACAAGGCGAGCGUGUGGUUGAUCGAUUUCGCUAAAACCGUGUCCCUGCCAGAGACCGUCGCUAUCACGCACGACAGCAAAUGGAAGGUGGGCAACCACGAGGACGGCUACCUGAUCGGGAUCAACAAUCUGAUCGACAUCUUCAGUGAGGUGCACGAUCGCCAGUCGCUGCAGUCGCUAACGGAACGAAUUCCGAGGCUUUCGCUGCCAGACGACAGCAACGGUGUUGAUGCGGUUGCGGACGAUCAGCAACACUGUGCCGAGCGUACUGUGAACAAUGAGUUCCCGCCCAACGCCCUGCCGACCGCCUCAAGCCGGUGCAGCGAUAAGAUCAACUGCGUGAACAAUAACAACAAUUAUGGUUGUAAAGCGGACGAACAGCAGCUAGCAGGCGGCAACGCAACGGACGGCACGGGUUUACACGACUGCGUUGGAUCGAACUCGGGCUAGCCUGUACGAUUGGGCCUCAAAGGGCGCGAGUUAAACGCUGCCAAACAAGGACUGAAACUCGAAGCGAUGCGUUUUGAAGAGCUACAAAUAAAAUUAUACACUAAACGGUUUCACUGUUCCCAUCGCCUGCGCGGCUGAGGAAUGCAGUACAUUUUGUUUUAGUGGCUCGAAAUGGAAUGGUCGAAUUAUAGUCCCAUUCCCUGGGCCGGCUCCGUUUUCCAUACCUAGAAAUGGCGGGCGAGAAACGGUUGCUUAAUUUAUAAAAUAAAAGAAAUACUACGAUCAAACACUCUGAGCAGUAGGAUAGAACGAAAUAGUGUAUUUUUUAGCAGCAUAAGCAGGCACAUAUUAAU
This is a messenger RNA of Anopheles nili, 1932 nucleotides long. Its product is annotated as inositol-trisphosphate 3-kinase A-like. Gene Ontology annotation, molecular function: inositol-1,4,5-trisphosphate 3-kinase activity; inositol tetrakisphosphate kinase activity. Gene Ontology annotation, cellular component: cytoplasm; nucleus. The record is from RefSeq and is a predicted model, not a curated record. Gene Ontology annotation, biological process: inositol phosphate biosynthetic process. The transcript has 7 exons. NCBI's taxonomy places the organism in Eukaryota, Metazoa, Arthropoda, Insecta, Diptera, Culicidae. Bases 125 to 1579 code for a protein of 484 amino acids.